This is a messenger RNA of Dreissena polymorpha, 2634 nucleotides long. RefSeq lists its product as uncharacterized. Lineage: Eukaryota; Metazoa; Mollusca; Bivalvia; Myida; Dreissenidae. The record is from RefSeq and is a predicted model, not a curated record. The transcript has 2 exons. Bases 1 to 2634 code for a protein of 877 amino acids.
AUGCUCAGCAACAUUGGGAUCAAGGGAGGUGACAGGAAGAGGGCUGUAGGCAGACUUGGACAAGCUGCAGAAAAAGCAUCCAACUGGCUGUGGAUGAUGCGAGAGGAGAAGAGGAGAACGGCAUGCGGGAGCACGGCAAGGCAGCGGCAACGCUCAGAUUUUACAUCUGGUGAGACGUUGGAGGAUCCUAGUCAGGACUCAACCCACAGUACUGGGGACCUCUACGCAGCUGAGAAGCCACGCACCAAUUCAGCAGAUCCUGAUAUUGUCUCGCAAGUCAGCGACAUCUUCGACGAAGAUGACCCUCUUCUAGAGCUUUUAGGUACUCCAGAUAACCUGAGGCCAAACACAGACACACAGCACAACACCCGAAAUACAGCUUCCAAUACUAAUGCCACAGUUCAGAAGGUUAGAAUUACAUGGCCCAAGACAAGUGACAGGAUCCUGUGGAAACAGUUUGAUGAAGACCUCAACACCAUCCUGGAAACAACACUCCAAGGGCCAGUAGGGAAGAAACUGAAGUCUCUGACCAACCUUGUCCACUCUAUCGGCAAAGAACGAUUUGGUGAGGUGAAACGGAAACCCACCAGAACCCCUGCACAGCCAAAUAGAAAACAACGACAGAUCACAGAGAUUAGGAAAGAGCUGAAGUCACUCAGGAAAUCCUACCAAAAAGCAAAUAUAGAGGAAAGACCCGGACUUCAGCAGCUUAGAGAUGAACUCAGACAGAAACUGACCGAUCUUCGUAUUGCAGAACAACUCCGAGACAAGCGGAAGAAGCGAACCAAGAGGCGAGCUGAGUUCAUAGCCAAUCCAUACAAGUUUUCCAUAGGACUCCUAGACAAAGAAAAAUCUGGGAAGCUUGAAAGCAGUAUGGAGGAGAUAAAACAGCAUCUAAAGGAAACACACUCAGAUCCAGCAAGAGAUAAUCCAUUAGGAAGCUGUCCAAGAAUUGAACAAGUCCCAGAACCCACAAUUCCACUAAACAUAAAAGAACCCAAAAUGAAGGAAGUAUCUGAUGUAGUUAAGAAAGCAAGAAGCGGCUCCGCACCAGGACCAAACGGUAUACCCUAUAAAGUAUACAAGAUGUGCCCGAUGCUACUAAGAAGACUAUGGACCCUACUUAAGGUGAUAUGGAAGAAAGGAAAAGUCUCAGAUUGUUGGCAACAGGCAGAGGGAAUAUUUACUCCAAAGGAAAAGGGCUCCAAACAUGUGACCGAAUUCCGAACCAUUUCACUGUUGAAUGUGGAGGGGAAAAUAUUAUUCGCUGUCCUGGCAAGACGAAUGACCACGUUCCUGACAACCAAUCAGUACAUUGACACAUCAGUACAGAAAGGGGGGGUUCCGGGCUUCUCUGGCUGCAUUGAACACUCCAGUGCCAUCAGUCAGAUCAUCCGUGAAGCAAAGGUGAACGCCAAUGACCUCACAGUCGUCUGGUUAGACCUCGCCAACGCCUAUGGCUCCAUACAACACAAGCUUAUUGAAGAAGCAAUGAAGCACUAUCAUAUCCCAGAGCAUAUACAGAGGAUCAUAAAUGGCUACUUUGAUGGCAUACAGCUUCGAUUCUCAAUCGGUGACCAGACAACGCCAUGGCAGAGGUUAGAGAAGGGGAUAGUAACUGGCUGCACCAUCUCAGUGGUACUAUUCGUGAUGGGCAUGAACUUGAUCAUCAAUGUCGCGAAGAGGGAAACCAGAGGACCAAAAACAGCGUCAGGUCUACACCUCCCAUCCAGCAGGGGGUUCAUGGAUGACCUGACCAUCACUACCACCACACAUGUACAGGCCCGCUGGGUACUAACAGCCCUACAGGACACAGUCACAUGGGCACGAAUGAAGUUCAAACCUAAGAAGUCAAGGAGCCUGAUCAUCAAGCAAGGAAAGGUCACCAAAAGAUUCACUCUACAGGUGCAAGGGGAAGACAUUCCAUCCAUUAUUGACAGUCCAGUCAAGUGCCUCGGCAAGUGGUACGACGCCAGCCUGAAGGACACUAACAACAUCACUAGAGUCAAAAACCAGCUCCAAGAUGGCCUGAAGCUUAUAGACCAGACAGGACUCCCGGGCAAGUUUAAGGCAUGGCUCUACCAACAUGGGUUAUUACCUAGGCUUAUGUGGCCCCUUAUGCUGUACGAGAUAGCUACAACCACUGUAGAAGGAUUCGAGAGAGUGAUCAACCGGCAUCUCCGGAGAUGGCUUGGUGUCCCUCCUAGUUUCACCAGCAUUGGACUGUAUGGCAGAACCAACCAACUUCAACUCCCAAUGACCUCACUAGUUGAAGACUUCAAGGUUGCCAAAGGAAGACUGGUGGUAACCCUCAAAGAGUCAUCAGAUGACAUGAUAUGGAAGGCAGGCAUAGAGACACGCACAGGGCGAAAGUGGUCAGCAAGCCAGGCAGUCGCCCAGGCAGAAAGCAGACUACGACACAAAGACAUCGUAGGCACCACAGCUAUAGGAAAACAAGGCCUGGGCAGUUCAAAACCACAACGCUGGAGCACUGCCGGUAAGAAAGAAAGAAGCCAAAUGGUCCAGUAUGAGAUCAGGCUUUCAGAAGAGGAAGACAGGCGUGCCAGAGCAGUCGGGAUGGGAGGGCAGUGCGCAUGGACAAAAUGGCAGACCACAGAAAGACACCUGACAUAG